Messenger RNA from Poeciliopsis prolifica (blackstripe livebearer), 1603 nucleotides. RefSeq names its product ovarian cancer G-protein coupled receptor 1-like. The transcript has a single exon. Bases 425 to 1354 code for a protein of 309 amino acids. Gene Ontology annotation, molecular function: G protein-coupled receptor activity. Gene Ontology annotation, biological process: G protein-coupled receptor signaling pathway. Lineage: Eukaryota; Metazoa; Chordata; Actinopteri; Cyprinodontiformes; Poeciliidae. Gene Ontology annotation, cellular component: membrane. The record is from RefSeq and is a predicted model, not a curated record.
AAAAAGUUUCUGGGUGAAGGUCUGUGACCUUUUUGAACCUUUUAGGAGGAGACCGGUCCGAUCUGAUAGCAGAUCACUGGCACGCAUCAAAACACUGCUGGCAGCUUGGAGUCAUGCAAACAGAUUCCUGGAAAGCUCAGAGCAGUUUCUACAUCAUGCUGAUAUUAGUUUUAAUUUGGGAGAAAAACAUUGCAGAGGCUUUCAAUGAGACAUAGUGAUGCAAAACUUCCUUUUUGUUCCAAGAUGACCUAGAAUAAUGCUGACCCAUUUAGGACCUAAAAUUUGUUUCCUUUUCGGUUCUGUUGCCUGUUGAAGCUAUUUUAAACCCGAACUUGUUUGUCAGGUCGUCUUAUUUGCAUUGCUGAGCAGAUCUGAGCGUUUUCAGGACACGGUUCCAUUCGGGAUCGGACUCUGUGGUGUCAGGAUGAACUCCUCGCUCAUCCAGGUCUCCUGCAGCUCCAACUCCUCAGUGGAGCAGCACAUGUACCCCACUGUCUACUCUUUAUUCUUUAUCGUGGGGUUUCCAUCCAACUGCCUGUCUCUGUUCGUAGCCUGGAAGCUGGCGCUGCAGGGGAACAACAUGGCGGUCUACCUGGUCAGCCUGAGUGUUUCGGACCUGCUCUACACGGUCACUCUGCCUGUUUGGAUCGGGAUGGCGCAGCGCUGGAACGUCUCUGAUCAACUGUGCGGCGUGAUGUAUCUGAUCAUGUACAACAGCUUCUACGUGGGCUCGGGUCUGCUCUGCUGCAUCUCUGUGGACCGCUACCUGGCCGUGGUCUACCCGCUCCACUUCCACUGGGUCAGAGAGGUCAGGGCCGCAGCUCUGCUGAGCACUGCCGUCUGGCUCCUGGAGAUUUCUCUUCACGUUCUCUUGCUUCACCACAUGGGGGCGCUGCAGUCAUUCAACUUGUGCCACCAACCGAUGCCACUGACGCAGAAGGAUGCCGACGUUGCCCUGGUUCGGGUGGUGCUCGGCUUCCUGCUUCCUCUGGUCAUCAUGACGCUGUGCUUCCAGCAGAUCAUGCAGUCGCUCAGACGGAGCCGCUCCGUCCUGCAGGAAGAGCGGCGGAGAGUGGGGCUGCUGCUGCUGCUGCUGCUGCUCACAUACAUCGCCUCCUUCGUGCCCUACCAGACGGUCAUGAUCCUGCGGGUCGUCCUGGAGCCGGGGGCCUGCGACUGGGCCCGCGGCCUCCGGGACCCGUACCUGGUCACGGUGGCCAUGACCACCCUGAACAGCACUCUGGAUCCCAUCUUCUACUGUUUGAUUAACGAGAGCGCCAAGAGAGAGAUUGGGAGAGCGAUGAACAGAGGGAGGAGACGUUUCAUCAAGACACGGAUCCAAGCCGUUUCCUGAAUUCCUCUUCGUCAACCUGCAUCCGUAUUUAGUUUUGUAUCAAAUGAUUGUGCACAAAACGAUUUAAUUUAGAAAAUAUAAGCAAUACUUGGACUGAAGUCAACUGAAGGGCGUGAUUACUUUCUGUAAAGAAGGAAGUCAUUAAUGUUUGUGUUUAAUCUUUUCAGUGCUUUCCUUUAAAAGCCUCUAAAAUCAUGUCUGUAUUAUUAUUCUUUAUUAAUCUGCCAAAUAAAUGGGAAGUGAAUUUUU